This is a messenger RNA of Trematosphaeria pertusa, 1750 nucleotides long. RefSeq lists its product as uncharacterized. The transcript has a single exon. NCBI's taxonomy places the organism in Eukaryota, Fungi, Ascomycota, Dothideomycetes, Pleosporales, Trematosphaeriaceae. The coding region runs from base 65 to 1675 and encodes 536 amino acids. Gene Ontology annotation, biological process: proteolysis. The record is from RefSeq and is a predicted model, not a curated record. Gene Ontology annotation, molecular function: serine-type endopeptidase activity.
CACUCUUUCACGCUGUCUUUUAGUCCCGUCGCGUUUAGUUUACUUGCUGUAAUUGUCAGUCAAGAUGCGGUCGGUUAACUUGUGCCUCACUAUCUCAGCAGUGUCAUUGGCUGCAGCCCAGUCCGUGCCCUUCUUUUUAGGGAGAAGUGGAGGCAUGUAUGGACUCGAACGCAGACAAUCUUCUACCAUCACAUGGCCAUAUCAAACAUUCGUCUCGGAGCCCGACUUUCUACCACCAAUUCCCGAAGUGAACAAGACGAAGGCCACGGCACCAGGAUACCAAUUUCUUGCGCAGCAGGGCACGGACUGUGCCCAACAAGCCGCAAUGAUCAUGACUGACGACGGCGAGCUCGUCUGGCAGUCCAAUCCCAAGUCACCAUUUCCGGCCACCAAUUUCGGCCCGCAGACUUUGAACGGCAAACCUGUGCUUGUGUACAACAUGGCGGUAGGGGUGCCAAUUGUUGACAGCGGCGCUCUUACGUACAGCAUCGUCCAAAUAUUCGAUGAUACCUACACGCUACUGCACAACGUGUCGGUGGAAGAUCCUACCUUUGUGUUCGCAGCUGGCAACUGGAGCUCUCUCAUCGACUCGCAUGAGGCGUACAUUACGGCUCGCAACACGCUCGUUGUUCCCGCCUACAACAUCACGCCCUGGGACUUGUCUCCGGUCGGUGGUCCCACGGACGGAUGGCUGAUGGACUCUGUCUUCUACGAAGUUACCAUUCCAGAGGGCGACAUCCUUUAUACCUGGCGGUCAAGCGACUGGAUUGCCAUCACCGAUACCUUUGUGGACUUGGACGCGGUAUAUGGCUUUGGGAACGCGACUGGGUGGGCGUGGGACUAUUUCCACAUCAACAGUAUUCAAGCAUGGGGAGAAGAUGGCUUUAUCCUAUCCGCGCGGAAUACGUUCGAUGUCCUGUUCGUCAAUAAGACAACCAACUCGAUUGAAUGGCGGUUGCGCGGCAACGAUGGCGGAGACUUCGCUCUCGAUGAAGAGGGCCAGUUCAGCUGGCAGCACGACGUUCGCCUGCACGAGUACGACGGCGAGCUUCUCCUCACUAUGUUUGACAACAAGAACACCCUCACGCCACCGUUCGUCCCGUCCGAGGGUCACCUUCUGGCUCUCGACCUUACGGCUAUGACGGCCAGGAUCAGGGGCGUGUAUUUCGAUCGCAACGCUAUCGUGGCAGCCCAGUUCGCUGGUUCCAUGCAAGUGGACUUUACGGGCGAGGAGGAGAAGUACGUCGUUGUCGGUCACGGCAGCCAGCCCGUCACUGAGGAGUACGACCUCGAUGGUACGCUGCGCAUGAGUUGGCGCUUCGGGCCCGCGGACCCUAACGCCGUUGCCCCUGGUAUCGCAAACUAUAGGGCUUUCAAGAGCUUCUGGAAGGGCUAUCCUACCACGUCGCCUGCAGUCAAGGCAUGCAAGACAGGGAACGGGACCGACAUUUUCGUGAGUUGGAACGGCGCGACCGAGGUUACGAGCUGGACGGUGUAUGCUGGGCAGAGCGAAUAUGAUAUGGCAGAGAGCAUAUCGGCCCCGAAGACUGGUUUCGAGACUAAAAUUAGCCUCGAUGCAGUGGCAACGAUGGUGAAGGUCCAAGCUAAGGGUGACGUGCAUGAUGAACGCUUUACGGCGAAAACGUCUAUGCCCGUGACUGCGCAGGAUUGUUAGAAAAUCUGCUCCUGUAGCUAUGACCACAGUACAUGAUGUAAGUAGCUGCCGAAUGCAACUGCCUCUUAAAACGCC